Messenger RNA from Trichoderma asperellum CBS 433.97, 1800 nucleotides. Lineage: Eukaryota; Fungi; Ascomycota; Sordariomycetes; Hypocreales; Hypocreaceae. The record is from RefSeq and is a predicted model, not a curated record.
AUGUCGACGUUCAAUGGCCUUGUCCGCGAGUUUCCGGAUAUCAGAAUCGACUACUUUCGACACCAUGACGGAUUAUCACCACCAUUGGCUUGCUUCCUGAGUCACGUCCAUUCAGACCAUCUCUCCGGCCUGGAGACACUCCGGUCUCCAUUUGUGUACUGCUCUGCUGCUACGCGGGAGAUCUUGCUGCGUCUUGAGCGCUACCCAUGCCGCAUCAACUACAGUAAAGGCAUUCUCGAAGCUCGUCAGCAGACUUACAAGCAUUUGAGCAAGGUCAUUGUAUUCAUCGAGGGGCAUGGCAAGGCAAUCCUCUAUACUGGCGACGUUCGUUGCGAGCCAUGGUUUGUAAACACCAUUGCUCAAAGCCCAACUCUCAUCGAGUAUACUUGUGGCAUCAAGACUCUAGAUACCAUUUAUCUCGACACCUCUUUCACCGAUGACAUUCCCUUCCAGACAAAGGCUGAGGGCAUCGCAGAGUUGCUACGCAAGGUCGCGCGGUAUCCAAAAGAUACAAUAUUCUAUAUACAAUCUUGGACCUAUGGCUACGAAGACGUUUGGAUUGCUCUAUCCAAAGCUCUAAACUCUCCCAUCCAUGUUGACGACUAUAAACUUCGCAUUUUUUCAUCAAUUGCACCUGCUCUGUCCGGUUUCAUGUGUGGAAACUCUCUUCAAACCGGCUGCUUGACUGCAAAUAAAAAUGUGCGCCUUCACAGCUGUGAAAGCGGCAACAUGUGUUCUAUCGCAAGACAAUCUUCAGUCGUCAGAAUUCAGCCCGUCAUCGCGUCAUUUUCCGAUGGCAAAGUCAUCCACGAAGCAGGAAUAGGAGGCGGCGGCGAAGACUUGGAGCGGGAGAUGGAACUGGGAGUUGCCAGUACAAGCGAUCUCCAUAACCUACUCGAAAUAAUUGAUGCAUUGAAGAACACAACAGAAGAGGCCCGAACCGAGUGCACGCGACUCUUGACAAACGCAUUAGCGAGCGGCCGCAACUUGCAACUCAACAUCAGAGAAGACAUCUACUUGACUGAUUUACGAAAGGCCAUACUCUCUAUUGCAAAACAACAUCUAAAAGCGGCCUCCUCUCUUACUGGAAACGAAGAUCACGGCGGAGAUGAGCUUCCAAAGGUUAUUCGAUUUCCCUACUCGCGACACUCCUCAUACCCCGAACUUUGCAAUCUACUUAAUGCUUUCAAACCAAAGGAUAUUUGGCCCUGCACAUUCCAUCUUGACUCAUGGCGAGAAAAGGCCAUCUCAAUAGAAUCGCUCUUUGGACGAUACUGCAGUGGCAAUAUAUUCGCUCACGACAUAAAAGUUAAUGACCUUACAAAGCAGAAUAUCCAAACCACGGCUGAUGAGCCAGAUACUCAAAGACAUGAGAGUUGUUCUCCCAGCGUAUCCUCUCCUACAGGCCAAGCGUCGCCGAGGACAUCCCACACAUUUAGGCCCAAGGACGUUAAUCGCAUCACUGAACGCGAUAGCAUCUCUCUACAAAGAGAGUCUGGUAGAUCAUGCAAUUAUAAACAACGAAAUACAAAUGCAGAGAAGCCAGUGGAGCCUUUUGAAGAGCAAGUUGACGGCGCAUCUUUGCUCAUCCGAGAGUGGCUAUCACAAUGCCAUACCGGAGAUGAAAACGACUCGCAAAACACUGCAACAUCCUUGACUCCGAUACUCUCUAUACGCCACUCACCGGCGAGGCUUGACGCAUACAAGCGUAUGCUUCAAAACUGUAGAGGAACUGAGUGGAACUCAAUCGAGCUCAUUUCAACAGGCUGCAACCACAGCGCUAUAGAACAAGAGCUCUAG